CUUCUGCACGCGUUGAAACAUUGAUCAUCGAGCUUGCGGACACAACGCGCGGAUUCUCACGCGUUGCAUUAACUUUAAUAAAGGCAAAGACGGGAAAAUAGAGGGUGGGGAAGAAAGACGGAAAAACGAAUCGCCAAAUAUAGACAGACCGAGCCGAUACGACGAAAACUCGCGAGACUCGCGGUAAAGCGAACUAUUCUUCGGGGAGUUUACGUCUCUACCAAUAAAAAAAUCGAGCCGAACUUCGGUUAAGUCGAACGUUCAUAUUUAAAAGCCGGGACAAACGAAGCUAUAUAGACAUGAGCGACGACAAGACGAAACGUGAAUUCGAAAAAACGAUCGAUCUAAAUUUGGCUCUCCUGAGAUUGGCCGGUGUAGUUUCGAGCGAAAGAGCGAGCAGAGAUACGUUGGCGAGCUUGGCGUUCGUUUGCAUGACGAUUAACACCGUUUCAUACGUGUACGAAUUUGCAACGAGUUCGUACACUCUGGCCACCGUUUUGGAAUCAUUCGCGAUGAUCAUCUCACUCGUAGCAGGACAAACGCGACUCGUGAUUCUUUUGUGGUUGCGCGAUUCUUGUCAAACGAUGUUGAACAUUUGCGAGUCUUUCUGGUCGACGUUAAAUUUACGCGAAAAGAAGAUCGUUCAAAGUUACACGAACAAAGCGAAACUAUUGAGUCGUUGCUACUUGUUUAGCUGCGUUUCAACUAUAUUCUUCUACGUGCUGUUGAUACAAUUUGGCUCUUUGAUAUUUAGCGAACCGAAGCAUUUUGCGAAUGUUACGCUUUAUGGAAACAAUAGCAGCUUUGUUCCGUCGGAAGCUGCGAAAUCUCUGCAAGCGACGGACGAUAAGCGACGACGUUUACCGUACGCGUUUUUUAUCGACGUACAAGAAACACCGUGGUACGAGAUCGUGUACGUUGUUCAACUUGGGUCCAUGAUCAGCGUCGGUUUGACCUGUGUCGGCGUGGACACGACUGGUCCUUUGCUUAUUCUGAUCGCGUGUGGGUAUUUCGACACGGUACGAUCUAGAAUUGAAAAUACCUAUUCGUUUGAAUCACCGUCAUCGCUACCGAUUUUGGCGUCGUUGUCAAUUGCGACAAAGACGAAGAUCGCAACGGAAAGCACGUCGGUUACCAGAACAGAAUCGUCGUCAAGGAACGUAGGCAUGAAAAAUUUGCGAACAUGCCUGAACCAUCAUCAACUGUUACUAAAAUUGUGCGAGGAUAUCGAAAACUUGACAAAUAUAAUGUUUCUGAUACAACUGAUCACCAGCACGUACAAUAUCUCAUUGAUUGGCUUCAAAAUAGUCGAGGACAAUCCCGGCAAGGUCAAGUUCGUCACGCAACUUGGGAUCUUUAUUAUUCAGCUCUUUCUCUGCAAUUGGCCACCGGAUCUUCUUCGAUCGAAGAGCGAAGCUAUUGGUCACGCCGGGUAUUCGAUGCCUUGGUAUCGGUAUCCCUGCAAUUUACGAAAUCCGGUGAACAUGCUUCUGAUCAGAGGUCAAAAACCGGUUCGCCUGACUGCUGGGAAGUUCAUCGAGCUGUCGCUGGGAACAUUUGCCUCUAUGAUAUCCGCCGCUGCUUCGUUUUUCACCAUGAUACGAAGCAUGAACUGACUCUCGUUUCGCGAAACACUGACCAUAAAAGCACGCCAUCCGGGAUACGAAGAAAACGUUACCUUCUUCACGCUCGUCCAAUAAUCGUUGUAUUAGAUGUCAUUCGAGUAUUUCCAGCGAAUACGAGUAGACGACUGAUCGAAUAAACACGGUUGACUGAGAAUACAAAUCGAUCGCAGAAUUUCUUUUCCGAUUGUUCAUCGAUCGAAAGAGCGGAGCGAGACGUAGGCGAAAAGAGAAAAGGGAGAGCACGAAGGGAGGAAAAGCACGAAACUGACGUUCGUUUCGCGAAACACCGACGAUAGAAUCCCAUUAAUCCCCCUCUUACCUUCUUUCGGCCAUCCUCGACCCGACUGUAUUUCUCUAACGCUGAGCGAUAUCCGAGAGUUGCAGAAAAUAUGGAAACAUCGUUGUCGGUACGUAUCGUCUUUUGCUUCAAUUUCGUGUUAAAUAUUUUCUUACGAUGUCAACGUAUGUUUUCGUUUGCUAAGAUAAGUGCAAAAUGUACAAAUUCGAAGAUCGCGACAGAGUCACGAACGAGGAGGAACGUUGUUUUCUUCUUCUGUCCGUUCGUUCAAUGAUCAUUAGACUGCGGGCUUUUAUGCAUUUGCAAAAGAUGCGAAUAAAAGCGCAAAAUUGCACGGAACGCACAUAACACGGAGAAAUACACAAAAUAUUCAAAGUAUAUUCAAAUAUUCAAAGUGUUCUAUGCUACUUGACAAGUGAAGCAAUUUUCUACCCAGCUUCUCUGCUCCUUCAAUGAUAUUUCAGAAAUACGGAUGCAUAAUCGUAAUACUUUUUGUCAUCGAACUACAGCAUCAUUGAACUAAUUGUCUGUACGAGCGUGUAGACGAUCGAACAGUUCUGGCUGAAAGUAGAAACCGAUUUCGAAAUUUCAUUUCUAAUUGUACACCGGUCGAAAGAAAAGAACCAGGCGAUGCUGCGGAUGAAAGGAGGAAAGGACGACGAUAAUCGACGCAAAGUCAACUCGUGCGAAGAAUAAGAGGAAAGUGCAGAGUAGACGGGAGAAAGGGUUUCGAUGUAAUCGAUCGUUCGAGUUAAAACGUUUCGCGCGUUCCAUUCUCGUUUUGAUUCGUGGCAAGACGAAUCUCUAUAGGCGAGCAGAGAGAUGUUUCGUUCCGUUGCUCAGGAUGUACUUCCUUGUAAUGUAACGUGGUACAGUAGUGUCCGGAUAUCUGGCCACGAAUUUGCUCGUGUUUUAUUGCUAACUAUUGGCUCGGACAAAGUCUCCUCUUUGACGAUGAUUUAACUACUAUUGAAUUCCUGGAGCAAGAAAUAUGUUGUAUCUUUUACUUGAAACUGAGAGUUUCUUAUAUUUCUUUUUAUUAGUUAUAAUUAUUUAUUUUUAUUAUUUAAAUCAAUAUACGCAGGGUUGGUCAUAGUAGAAAUUGCUACACGAAAUGAUUCUUUAUCUAGCGAUUUUGUAAAAAAAUACUUCAAAUGAAAUUUUAGUAUACCCGAGGAGCCUGAUGCGACGAGUAGAUUUUCAUUUUUCAAUAUCUUAUAUCUUCUGAAAUAUCCGCGUGACCUUGAGUCUUUUAAACAGCACCGUAUAUUUUUUACAACGUUAGUCGAUCCAGCUGAACGUUCUAACAGAGGUAUCUUAACUUUAAUUUGUCAAAUUUAAUGCAUGAAAAACGCUUCUCUCGAGUUUACGUCGUUCUUGUCGUUUGAGAGACUCAAGAUUGCCUUAGUAUC
Molecule: messenger RNA, 3335 nt
Organism: Bombus impatiens (common eastern bumble bee)
Lineage: Eukaryota; Metazoa; Arthropoda; Insecta; Hymenoptera; Apidae
Product: odorant receptor 49b-like
Exons: 5
Coding region: 300-1616 (438 amino acids)
Biological process (GO): sensory perception of smell; detection of chemical stimulus involved in sensory perception of smell
Cellular component (GO): plasma membrane
Molecular function (GO): olfactory receptor activity; odorant binding
Source: RefSeq, a predicted model, not a curated record